AUGGCUGCUAUUGUUAGCACUUAUGGUCUUGUUUACGUUGUAUCUACUAGACCAAGUGACGUUAAAAAGAAAAAAAGAGGAUAUACGCGUAAUAUUGCACUAUCAAAUGAAAAGAAAGCUGGAAAAAAGGUGAACAUUACUGUUUCUGAAAUAAGUGGAAGACUAGUUGGAGAAAGUGCUCAGCGAUACAUUUCAGAGGCAAGCUGUGUUAUUCGAAAGUAUGGCAAGUGGAAAGCACCUAAAUGGGGCAAGCUUCCUAAAGAUGAUAGAGAUCAACUGCUAAGAAUUACUAAUAAUAGUUUCACUUAUGAUGGAGGAGAGCAUAUGAAACCAGCUUUAAUUAAGCAAUUAAAUUCACAGUAUAGAAGUCGACGUUAUAAUUUUCACAUGCUAUUCAAAAAAUAUGGCUCAGAGGAGGAAGCUCUUGCACGUCGACCAGAAUAUGUGGAAGAAUCAGAUUGGAUUUACCUUUGCGAUUACUAUUGUAGUCCAGAAUUCAAGGCCUUAAGUGAGCGAAAUAAGCUGAACAGAUCAAAGCAGCAAACUGCCCAUACAGCUGGAACGAAAUCAUUUUUACGUCAUAAGGAUGACCGGGAAGCUAAGGAGGGAAGGACAGUUGGACCAAUUGAACUUUAUGACAUGACACAUUUUAGUCGAAAGAAGAAUGCUAUGGUUGACGAGACAUCAACUGAAAAACUGAGCAAAAUGAAGGAGUUACAGCUAGAAGCUCAAUCUAGUGGUGUAAAUCGAACCGAAGAAGACAUCUGUAUUGAGGUGACAGGGCGUAUAACUGGAUAUGUACGUGGUCGUGGCCCCUCCAAGGCUAGUUUAAUUACACAAAAACUUGCAGAGAUAGAAGAAUUCAAAAAAAGGGUAGAACAAGCUGAGAAACGAUCAGCUGAAUUGGAAGUUCAAGUCCAAUCUCAACAGCAACUGAUGCAAAGGCUUGAGAAUCAACAAGCUGAAAUGCAAAACCAGCAGCUUGAAAUGCAGGAACUCCUCAAGGCUUUACGAGCAGAAUUACAGUCCAAGAACCAAGGCAAUGGAAAUGCAUCUGGUAGUAAUAGCUGGUAA
This is a messenger RNA of Coffea arabica (coffee), 1074 nucleotides long. The record is from RefSeq and is a predicted model, not a curated record. NCBI's taxonomy places the organism in Eukaryota, Viridiplantae, Streptophyta, Magnoliopsida, Gentianales, Rubiaceae.